UUGACUCGCGCUGAGAGCGAGAGCUCGAACACAUCGAGAGAGCAGCAGCGGUCAGGGCCCGCGGACAAGAACUCGCCGAAACGGAUUUACACAAGCAACGUAUCGUUCCCGUAAAGCCAAGUCUGAAGAGAGUGUGUAUUUCUCUCCAUCUGAAGCCCGAUCUGUCAAGAGUUACACCAAGUGGGACUCGAUGAAAGAUGACAGAGGAGGUGAUUGUUAUAGCAAAGUGGGACUACACAGCUCAGCAAGACCAGGAACUGGACAUCCGGAAGAACGAGCGGCUGUGGCUGCUGGAUGAUUCCAAGACCUGGUGGAGAGUCCGCAACGCGUCCAACCGCACCGGCUACGUCCCCUCGAAUUACGUGGAGCGCAAGAACAGUCUGAAGAAAACCUCACUAGUGAAGAACCUGAAGGACACACUCGGCCUGGGAAAAACGAAAAGGAAAACUAGUGCCCGUGAUCCCUCUCCCACGCCCAGUACGGAGGCAGAGUACCCGUCCAAUGGAAGCGCGGGAGGCGGUGGAGGAGGCGGAGCCGAGCGGAUCUAUGACCUGAACAUUCCCGCGCUGGUAAAGUUCUCAUACACGCCGGAGAGGGAAGAUGAACUCAACCUUGUCAAAGGCGAAAGGGUGGUGGUCAUGGAGAAAUGCAGCGACGGCUGGUGGAGGGGUAGCAACGCCGGACGCGUCGGUUGGUUCCCGUCCAACUACGUUCAGGAGGAGGUGGGAUACGCAGACCACGAUGGGGUUUUCGGGGACGCUUUGGGGGGCUUCCGGUCCUUAAAGGUGGGGCAGGGGGCGGCAAUGCUUAACGGACGGCCGGGGGGCUCCGAGAGCGCCGUUCUGCAUGUGGUCCAGACUCUGUACCCCUUCAGCUCAGUUACAGAGGAGGAACUGAACUUUGAGAAGGGUGAGACUAUGGAGGUGUUGGAGAAGCCAGAGAAUGACCCGGAGUGGUGGAGGUGUAAAAACAAUCGUGGCAUGGUCGGCCUAGUGCCUAAAAACUAUGUGGUGGUGCUCGCUGAUGGGCCUGCAGGGAGGGGCCUGGGGGCGAGUCACGCCUCCCCUCACAUCAGCCACACGGGGCCUUCACGUACGGGCAAAUUUGCAGGAAAGGAUUGGUACUACGGUAACGUGACACGGCACCAAGCGGAGUGCGCGCUUAAUGAGAGAGGAGUGGAGGGAGACUUUCUGAUCCGAGAUAGCGAGUCAUCGCCCAAUGAUUUCUCAAUAUCUCUGAAGGCAGCCGGGAAGAACAAGCACUUCAAAGUGCAGCAUCAGGACGGCGUUUACUGCAUCGGUCAGAGGCGUUUCUGCAGCAUGGAGGAGCUGGUCGAACACUACAAGAAAGCGCCCAUCUUCACCAGCGAGCAGGGAGACAAACUUUACCUGGUGAAUCCUCUGGCCUGAACGCAGUGCUUCUCUUUCAUCCGUCUCUUCCUCGGACUUCACCAAAGCCUUGAUUGAGAAACUGGGACCUUUGAUUUUAAGCAGAUUCAAGGACUGAUGAUGCCUACAUCGCCUUCAUUCUUCAUAUAGCAGCUUGUCAUGCUUAUAAACCAAGAUGUCCUUCUAAUUCCUUGAUAAUCAUGCCUGGUUUUUACAGGAAGGUUUUUGUAAGCAUCUUCCCUAAGCAACUUCUGUAUCGUUUCCCGAGGUUCUUCUGCUCUUCCUGUUGCUGGUUAAACAGUGUCGAUUCAUAACCUCAACCCACUUUACACUGGUUUACAUUUUUACAUUUCUCUGUCCACAAAUAGAGCCAAAACAAUAAACUAAAUAUAUAUUUGCUUUCCAACAGAUGGCACAUCUCCAUUCAUAUAGCUUGUUUAAGGACCAUGCAGUAUUUGUACACUGCAGUUGUCUAUCACUACAUGGGUGUAAAUCCAAAAGUUAGGUAGGGUGACUGUCAGAUUUGGACUCAUCACGUGCACUCAUCUCCAUCCAGGAGUCAUGGAGGCACUCUGAAAACUUGUAUGUUGGUUGUGAAAGUAUACAGGCAUUCCAGGUAUAUUUCAUUUUCAGGGUUACUUCAUAAUCAGGGUGCUUUAUAAAGGAGAUAAAUGCCUCAGUUAUGGCAAAAAGAGGCAGAGUUGAAUAGAGAGAGAGAGUAGUGACGAGAGUAGUUUCUGUAGGCCAGGCCUGAAUGUCUAAAUGUGUGUCCUUUCAACCAAAUGUGCCACCUGCUUCCAGUUCAGUGACUCUUAAUGUCUUAUUACACCUCACCAACACACGACUUAUCUGCUCGCAGUAACACGCGUAGUUGAUUGUGAACACUAAUCCAAGAGUAAUAAUAAAAAAUCUGAUUUUAUUUCUUUGUUUUUGUCAUAUUGCUCUCGGGCUGAUUGCCAAUAAGAGUGCUGGUAGAGGGGUUUUCAGUUUUUUUAACUAUUGUCUGAAUGUUAUUGAGCAAUGUUAUUUAAUUCCUCUUUCCACUGUAUGUACAUAUAUAUAUUAAGAAAAAAAGAUAUGGUGCAUAUAUGAAUCGUUUAGAUCCAGCAUUAUGGUACUGUAUUGAGGACAGUGUGGUGAGAAUUGAAAUACUUUUGUUCAAUAAAAGUUUUGCAGAAUAACUUAAAAGAACCAUUA
Messenger RNA from Paramisgurnus dabryanus, 2585 nucleotides. RefSeq names its product cytoplasmic protein NCK2-like. The record is from RefSeq and is a predicted model, not a curated record. Gene Ontology annotation, molecular function: receptor tyrosine kinase binding; signaling adaptor activity. Gene Ontology annotation, biological process: ephrin receptor signaling pathway; positive regulation of translation in response to endoplasmic reticulum stress; G1 to G0 transition. Gene Ontology annotation, cellular component: cytoplasm. NCBI's taxonomy places the organism in Eukaryota, Metazoa, Chordata, Actinopteri, Cypriniformes, Cobitidae.